AUGACCAACCAAAGCACCCAAGGAGUCAUAACUUGCAAAGCUGCGGUGUUGAGAAAAUCCGGGGAGCCAUUGGAGGUGGAGGAGAUUCAAGUCGACCCACCCAAAUCGUCUGAGGUUAGGAUCAAGAUGUUGUGUGCAAGUAUGUGCCACACGGACAUACUAUGUUGCAAUGGCCUCCCUGUUCCUUUGUUCCCUCGGAUUCCUGGACAUGAAGGUGUAGGCGUGAUUGAGAGCGUUGGGGAUGGCGUGACGAAGCUGAAGGCAGGGGACACCGUGAUGCCACUCUACCUUGGCGAGUGUGGCGAGUGCCUCAACUGCAAGUCUGGUAAAACAAACUUAUGCCACAAAUACCCUCUCGGUUUUAGCGGCCUCAUGUCAGAUGGCACGUCGAGAAUGUCUGUAGGAGGGGAAAAAAUAUACCACCACUUCAGCUGCUCGACUUGGUCCGAGUAUAUUGUGAUAGAGGCUGACUACGCGGUGAAGGUUGACCCGAGAGUCUCCCUCCCACACGCCAGCUUCCUGUGCUGUGGCUUCACAACCGGGUUCGGGUCGACUUGGAGGGAGAUCACAAUCGACAAGGGCUCCACUGUGGCUGUCAUUGGCCUCGGUGCUGUUGGGCUUGGGGCUGUCAAAGGAGCUCAAAUGCAAGGGGCCUCCAAAAUAAUCGGGAUCGAUAUAAACGAAAUGAAGCAUGACAAGGCCAAAAAGUUUGGAAUUACAGAAUUUAUAAAUCCAAAGAGCUCUGAUAAAUCCGUGUCCGAUUUGAUCAAAGAGGCGACCGGAGGGCUCGGAGUGGACUUCUGUUUCGAGUGCACGGGCGUGCCAAAUUUGCUUAAUGAAGCCAUUGAGGGUUCAAAAGUGGGGCUUGGGACAGUUGUAUUUAUAGGGGCAGGGCUUAAUAAGAGUGGGGAGCUCAACUAUAUUCCUCUCUUAUGUGGUAGAACUGUCAAGGGUUCUAUCUAUGGUGGUGUAAGGACUCAAACAGAUCUCCCUCAAAUUGUUGAGAAAUGUGUCAACAAGGAAAUUGAUCUUGAUGAGCUGAUUACACAUGAGGUUUCACUUGCUGAGAUCAACAAAGGGUUUGAUUAUAUGAAAGAGCCCAACAGUGUGAAGGUUGUCAUCAAGUUUUAA
This is a messenger RNA of Striga hermonthica, 1131 nucleotides long. Lineage: Eukaryota; Viridiplantae; Streptophyta; Magnoliopsida; Lamiales; Orobanchaceae. The record is from the annotation of a GenBank genome assembly.